This is a messenger RNA of Alnus glutinosa, 1189 nucleotides long. RefSeq lists its product as uncharacterized. The record is from RefSeq and is a predicted model, not a curated record. The transcript has 8 exons. NCBI's taxonomy places the organism in Eukaryota, Viridiplantae, Streptophyta, Magnoliopsida, Fagales, Betulaceae. Gene Ontology annotation, cellular component: catalytic step 2 spliceosome. Gene Ontology annotation, molecular function: RNA binding. Gene Ontology annotation, biological process: mRNA cis splicing, via spliceosome. The coding region runs from base 165 to 851 and encodes 228 amino acids.
UUGCCCGAAAUUCAUGAGUAAUUUUUUGUUUGGUUGCCGAGAAAAGCAAGUUCGGUAGAACCUACAAAUGCAAAUUUUACUCGCUUCACGGCUGAGCCCUAGAUUUUCAACACUCAAAAUCCAAACAUAGAAAUGCGGUAUACGUGACAGCGCUGUGAGGAGAUAUGACAACUGCUGCUCGACCCACAUGGGCACCUGCGAAAGGCGGUAACGAGCAAGGCGGUACUCGGAUUUUUGGUCCAUCCCAGAAAUUUUCAUCGAGAGACCUUGCGGCUCAUACAAAUUUAAAACCAAGAAAGGAAGGGCAAGACACCCAGGAUGAGUUGCAGAAGAGGAACCUCCGUGAGGAGCUCGAAGAUCGUGAGCGGAGGCAUUUCUCAUCAAAGGAUAAGUCCUAUAUUGAUGACAGAGAUCGCAGGAGGGGAAGCCAUCUCCUAUUGGAAGGGACAAAGAGGGACGCUGAAGAUCGUAUUGUUCCACGUAAUGUAGAUGCCGAUGAUUCUGAUGUGGAAGUAAAAAGUGAUGAUGAGAGUGAUGAAAGCGACGAUGAUGAGGAUGACGAAGCAGCUCUGAUACUUGAGCUUGAGCAAAUAAGGAAGGAAAGAGCAGAGGAGAAGCUACGGAUGGAGCGACAACAGCGGGAGGAAGAGCUUAAAGUUAAGGAAGCAGAGCUUCUUCGGGGAAACCCACUGAUAAAUAAUCCAACAUCUUUUAACGUGAAAAGAAGGUGGGAUGAUGAUGUGGUGUUUAAGAAUCAGGCCCGUGGUGAAACCAAGACUCCGAAGCGCUUCAUUAAUGACACCAUCAGGAAUGACUUCCACCGGAAAUUCCUGCAUAAAUACAUGAAGUAGUAUAUUGUUCAAAUCUUGAGUGUAGAAGCCUGAGUAAUGUUGGAGUCUAAAGAAACCUGUGAUAUGUAAUGAUUUCAGCAGGUGCAGGAUGUACUUCUUUCUCAUUAGCACUGUGAUAUGCAAUGAUUGUAUGUACCAAAAUAUAGCAAAUUGCUGUGCUGGAUAUGGAUUUGGUUAUUGUUCAUUUAGAUUAUGAAAUAUAUGUUGGCAAGAGUUGUUUAUCUUUUGAAUUGGGAUAUGUAAGCUGCAUAUAAUGACUGCCUUUACAGUUGUGUUGUCUCCAACACUUGGCCUUCUGAUAGGUCUUCCCCAAUACAUGCCUGAGUUUUAUGUCUCAA